GCCCAACAAAAGGAAAAUUCUUGACAGCAAAAAAAGUUCCCCAUCGCUCGAACCAAGCAACAGCUCAUCGCUACCCCCAAAAUAUUUCACAAUGGUCAAACCAAGAAAGAAGUCCAAGCGGGUUCCUGUUCGUCUCCGCCAUAAAAUCGAGAAGCGUUCUAACGAAAAGGCUCGUAAGGAACGAAAGGAGGCCAAAAAGCACCCGGAACUCCACCGAAAAAAGAAGAAUGACAAACUCAAUAUCCCAAAUAGCUUUCCUUACAAAGAUCGCUUACUUUCCGAGAUCGAAGAGGGAAGGCGGCUGAAAGAAGAGGAGCAAUUGCGAAGGAGAGAGCUUGCAAAGCAGAGGAAGAAGGAGUUAGCGGACGGGGCGGAGGGCAAAGAGGAUGCUAUGCAGAUACUGGAAGAGGGUGAUGAGGGCUCCAGCGAGUUAUAUAGCGAUGCUAUGGAUGAAGAUGAUGCCGAUGCUGGAACUGGAGGCUCUGCAAUGGCGGCCCUCCUAGCAUCAGCGCGAGCGAGAGCUGCAGAAUAUGAAGCCGAACAUGGUGACCUCAGCGGCGAAUCUGAUGACGAUUCAGAUUCAGAAACAGGCAUCCCAGAUAUCGAAUCCAAGAGUACUCGAAAAGAUACCUCGCGAAAAGCCUUCGACAAGAUGUUCAAGCAAGUGGUCGAUGCCGCCGACGUAAUUCUCUACGUCCUAGACGCCCGUGACCCCGAAAGUACCCGUUCCCGCGAUGUGGAAAGACAAAUGAUGGCGGCUGAUGGCGGCGAGAAACGAUUAAUCCUCAUCUUGAACAAGAUCGAUCUCGUGCCGGCAACCGUGCUGAAAGGGUGGUUGGAUUAUCUUUGUAGAUACUUCCCGACCCUGCCGCUAAGGGCGAGUGGGUCUGCUUCGAAUGCCCAAACUUUUGAUCACAAAUCUCUGACGGCACAGGGCACUUCGGCUACUCUUCUGAAGGCUCUAAAAUCAUUUGCACAUGCCAAACAGCUCAAACGGUCUGUAUCAGUGGGUGUAAUUGGAUACCCCAAUGUUGGAAAAUCAUCAGUUAUCAACGCCCUUACCGGCCGUCUGGGUGGCUCACAAACCGCCUGUCCGACUGGUGCUGAAGCUGGCGUCACUACUAGCUUACGGGAAGUCAAGCUAGACAAAAAACUUAAGCUGCUAGACUCUCCUGGUAUCGUCUUCCCCGGCAACAGUAGUCAGGGUGGUUCAAAAGACGACCAAGCACGCCUCAUCCUCCUAAAUGCCGUUCCACCAAAGCAAAUCCUCGACCCGGUACCCGCAGUCGCCCUUCUCAUCCGCCGAUUAUCCACAUCCCAGACCCUCUUCAACAAACUCCUCGACCUUUACAACCUCCCUCCCCUCGUCGGCACUACUACCACAGAUGUCACAACAGACUUCCUAAUCCAGGUCGCACGAAAGCGUGGGCGAUUAGGGAAAGGAGGUAUCCCCAACAUCGAAGCAGCGGCAAAGGCCGUCAUAAUGGAUUUGAGGGAUGGAAGGAUUCAAGGCUGGGUUGAUCCCCCGACCGCACUCCAUAACACCCUCAACCAAGGCGUUAAACCGACUACCGUUGCCAUAACGACCGACGAUCAGAAAGAGAUCGUUAAAGAGUGGGCCAAGGAGUUUAAAUUGGAUGGGCUAUGGGAUGAGGAUUGUAAUGAAGAAGGACAGAGCGAGGAGAUGGAGAUGCAAGAUUGA
Molecule: messenger RNA, 1702 nt
Organism: Tuber melanosporum (Perigord truffle)
Lineage: Eukaryota; Fungi; Ascomycota; Pezizomycetes; Pezizales; Tuberaceae
Exons: 3
Coding region: 92-1702 (536 amino acids)
Cellular component (GO): nucleolus
Molecular function (GO): GTP binding
Source: RefSeq, a predicted model, not a curated record